AUGCCGAGAUACGCCAAAUUCAUGAAAGAGCUGGUUACAAAGAAAAGGAACUUGGUGUAUGAAACGAUCGAGGUACCCCAAAGUUGCAGCGCAAUUAUGAAAAAUGAGUCAAUCACCAAGAGAGAAGAUCCUGGGGCAUUCACAAUCCCGUGCACAAUUGGCAUGCUUCAAUUCGCUAAAGCUUUGUGCGAUUUUGGAAUCGAUGCUGAAAUCACCAUUAUUUUGGGAAGACCAUUCUUAGCUACCGGGAGAGCAUUGGUGGAUGUCAAAAGCGGGAAAUUGAAGUUUCGUGUGAACGAUGAUGAGGUGACCUUCAAUAUCUAUAAAUCCAUGAAGCAACAAAGUAAUAUCCAUGUAGUUUCCGUUGAGGAUGUUAUAGCUGAGGCAGUGGCAAGUGUGAGCCAUUUAAUGUGCAAAAAUGAACCCCUUGAAUCUGUACUUGCCAGUUAUGAUGAAUCCAAAGUUCAAGGAUAUGAGGAAGUGGUGGCUGCCUUAUCAGGAUUAGAAGUGUAUUCAAGGAAUCCAAUCAAAUUGGAUAUUGACCUGAAAAACAGAGAAAGUCCUUCUGCACAGCCAUCAACAGAAGAACCUCUAAAUCUAGAGUUAAAAGCCCUACCCUCUCAUCUAAAAUAUUCUUUCUUAGGAGCCAAUAAUACUUUACCAGUGAUUAUCACAGUCGAUUUGGUUGAAAGGCAGGUGAAACCGCUUAUUGAAGUAUUGCAGAAGCAUAUAAAAGCUAUUGGAUGGACAAUAACCGAUAUAGUAGGAAUUACCCCUGGCGUCUGUACUCACAAGAUUCGGCUUGACAGUGAAUGUAAACCUAGUGUGGAGCAUCAACGGAGAUUGAACCCUCCAAUGCAAGAGGUUGUGAAAAAGGAGAUCAUCAAGUGGCUGGAUACGGGAGUGAUAUACCGUAUUGCAGAUAAUGGGUAUUCCGGUUACAAUCAAAUCUCUGUUGCACUGAAAUACCAAGAGAAAACCAUUUUUACCUGCGCUUAUGGAACAAUUGCAUUCAAAAGGAUGCCAUUCGGGUUCUGUAACGCCCCAGCAAUAUUCCAGUGUUGCAUGUUGUCUAUUUUUGCGGAUAUGGUUGAAGACUCUAUGGAGGAAGGUAUCAUUCUUGGGCACAAGGUAUCACAAAAGGGGCUUGAGGUUGACAAGGCGAAAAAUGAGGUCAUUGAAAAAUUACCCCCGCCAGUUUCAGUGAAGGGUGUUCGCAGCUUCUUGGGUCAUGCGGGUUUCUAUUUAAGUCCUGAUUGGUCUGAAUCUUUCGAAGUAAUGUAUGAUGCUAUUGGUAUGGCAUUGGGCGUAGUGUUGGGGAAAAAGCUCAACAAACUAUUUCACCCAAUUUAUUACGCAAGCAAGACUCUGAAUAGUGCCCUGCGAAAUUAUACAGUCACUGAACAAGAGUUGCUCGUAGUGGUCUACGCAUUUGAAAAGUUCCGGGCAUACCUGCUAGGCACCAAAGUAAUAGUACACACUCAUCAUGCUGCAUUCCGCUACUUAAUGGCGAAGAAAAAUGUAAAACCAAGAUUGAUAAGGUGGAUGCUACUAUUACAAGAAUUCGAUUUUGAUGUUAAAGAUAGAAAAGGGUCCAAAAACCAAGUGGCCAACCACUUGUCAAGGUUGGAAGGAAGGGAAGAUGCCGGGCAUGAGGUCGACAUAGACGACACAUUACCCGACGAAUAG
Solanum tuberosum (potato) is the source of this 1689-nucleotide messenger RNA. RefSeq lists its product as uncharacterized. The transcript has 5 exons. The record is from RefSeq and is a predicted model, not a curated record. Bases 1 to 1689 code for a protein of 562 amino acids. Lineage: Eukaryota; Viridiplantae; Streptophyta; Magnoliopsida; Solanales; Solanaceae.